This is a messenger RNA of Mycena indigotica, 237 nucleotides long. Its product is annotated as COX assembly mitochondrial protein. NCBI's taxonomy places the organism in Eukaryota, Fungi, Basidiomycota, Agaricomycetes, Agaricales, Mycenaceae. The record is from RefSeq and is a predicted model, not a curated record. The transcript is spliced from 3 exons. Bases 1 to 237 code for a protein of 78 amino acids.
AUGCACUCACAAUUGUCAGACAAGAAAAUAGUGUGCAAAGACUUUAUAGAAGCAUUAGAAAAAUGCCACUCUAACAACUGGGCGCGGCUAUUGGGUUUCUGCAACCUACAGAAAGACGAGUUGAACCUAUGUCUGCGAGAAGAGAGACUGAAACGGACUACCGCUAACCGCGAAUUAUCUCAGGAACGCAAACACAAAGCCGAAGAGGCCCGCAAAAAAUUCUAUAGCGACGAGUGA